AUGCUCGGUUAUGGCUUCUUGAUCUACAACGCUUCGUUGGUGUUUUGGAAAGUGGCGCGGCCAAUGUGUCGGUCUGGAUGGCAGAAAUACAUACUGAAUGAGACAACUCAAGUCUUGGAAGCGUUGAAGUUAGUCAGAGCAGCAUCUGCAACGGGCGGUGGUGGAGGUAAGCCCGCGAAAGGAGGUGCCACAGCCGCCAUCCCGGUGCCAAUCGACCUCCCCUGGCUUAUUGAAAUGACGCUGAACCUGGCCUUCGGGCUCGAGGACGCGGGCCGCGAAGCGGACGCUCAGAAGAGGGUGGACGAAGCAAGCGCGCUGCUUGACGAGCUCCUGAAGGAACCUUCGACUGCCUCGAAUCCAGCACUGGCCGCUCGUGGCGCAAGCCUGCAGCAGCUGGUGUGGAAUGCCAAAGCUUUCUUCAGCCGGAAGGCUCCCGGAAAGGUAAAGGACGAUGUUGUGAAGGCAAGCGGCAGCGCUGUUCUCGGCGCCACCCUCUUCAUUUGCAACGGUGGAACAGCUGCCGAUGCAGCGGGUGAAGAGCUGAUCAAAGCAUGGUCGAGCAUCGACAGCGGUUACGACCUGCGAGCUGCAAGAGACACCUUCGCUGCAGAUCCACGAACUCGCCCGGAUGGUGGGCAAGUGACCCGAGGGAACGUGAAACCGCAGAUGCUCGUAGACCUUGCCUUGGCAGUCCGCGCCGCUUGCUGUGCCAAGAAUUGGCCACUGGCCAUUUGCAUGGUUGCCCGCCUUGAAAAGUUUCAGAUCCCCCCCGGCAGGGGUCGAAUACUCCUCGACAUUUGCAAGGCAGAGUGCGAUGUUUGGCAAGCCUGCAAUGUUAAGAAAGAGGACCCGACAUCCAAGAUGCUACUCUCAGCAGCUGAGCAGGAAAAGCGAGAGAUCGAUACGCGGCACAGGGCAGUGAGACUCUGUGAGCAGUGCAUCAUGACAGCCCGGAGGAUCGAGGCUUUUGACCUGAUCGAAGAGUGUGCAGUGGUCAUGUGGAACAUCUCGCGCGAGCUGAUGUGUGACCAGCACCGCUUUCGAAUACACAAGCCCCUACAAAAGUGUUCCGAGCUCUUGGAAGAGAUGCAGUCGAACAGGCUGAUCCACUUGAGGGUGCAGCUUCACUUUGAGGUGGCUCAUUGUGAGGUCUCCUCUGACUUGUUGACGAAAGGAUCGGCAGAAUACCAGCGGGCCAACGCUUUGGACUACACCGCUGCAGACUCGGAGCUUUUGGAGCCGGUGAAGCAAAUCCUGGCCACACCGGCCGAUGAUGGCCUUGGAAGGGAUCCCGCCCCUUACCUGCGCCGCUUCGACACUGCCAUGCACAGCCAGCUGCAUCUUCUCUACUGGAAGACGACCCUCUACGAAGAGCCUACAGACCCUGUGGACCAAGUCAUGUUAGUGCUUGACCAGGUUUCCAAAGUUACUGGUGCGAAGAAUGAGCAUGGCGAGGUCAUGCCUUUGUCCGAGGAGAAGAAGAAGCUGAAUCACAGUCUCCUGGUCCAGGCCUUCGCGAAGCUAGAAAAUGUUUUGGAGGAUCUGAUCUUGCCCGAGCGGAUGGAGCAGCUCAGCAAGACUUUCGAGCCACCGCCUCGGCACAUUUUGGACGAAAGCCCUUUGCAACCCUUGCCCCACCAGGCGCCUGCAACCGCCCUUCUGCUUGGCGGAAAGGCCGAGAUGGAGGGGAAGCCAAUCCUGGACAGACGGCCCCAGAGCGAGCGAGAGAAGGCGGUUCAGAAGGCCAAGGAGAUUCUGAUGCUGAUGUGCCGCUGCAGCUUAGAAGCCCAGCGAGCCGAGGAGGGCGAGUUUGCUGUGAAGGUUUGUACGAAAGCCAUCUCCACAGCUGACACGAUCAGCUUCGGGCCUGCACCGAUUGAAGUCGAGGGGGCCUUGCUGCUGGCUGCUUGUGCCUACACGAAGUCUCAGUGCCUCUCUUGGGAUGUAGAAGAUUUGGGCCUCCUGAAUGGUAUCGGCGAAGAGAUCCCUGAGGAGCAGGAGGAGCCCGUGGAAGAGAUUCCGGAUGACGGCAGCGAAAGCGAGGAGCAGUUUCGGGAGCUGACGCCCGAGGAGAAGGCUGCCAUCACGGACAAGAAGCGUGAACUCAUCAGGAGCAUCUUGUACGGCCUCGCGAAAAGCCAAGAGUUUGGACAGCACUGGAUGGUCACCAAUGGCUUGGUACACUUCUGGAAUUUGCAUUUGGACACCGUUUGGUACAGCCACGAGGAGCCCAAGUUGCUGAAGCGGACCCUGCAGGAGUAUCGAGGCGCUCUGCAGGAUAUUCAGAAGUACUUAACGGGUCCGACGGCCCUACCAGACAGUGAAUUGAAGCCUGAUCUCGCCGCUUGCCUCACUCUCGCCCACAUCAAUGCAAAUGUCGUUGUGGGAAACCUGAAAGUACUGGAGACAGACGAGCUCACCGUCAUGAAGCGUUUGGGCCCUCUCGAACGGAAGGAUAUCAUGGCUAGGGUGGCGCAACUCUGCAAGGAGAACGACAAGCCAUUGCCAGAUGUCACCAAGCUUCGGCCUGCGCGUCUGGACGCUGUCCCAGCUGCGAAGGACAAGAAAGGGCCGGAAGUUGCGGAUCCGAGUGACUUGCAGGGGAGUGAAGUCGACAUCAUGGUGGCAAUAAUGUCAAUGCCCAAGGCGAAGGAUGGCGAGGAGGCGCGGAAGCUGGUGGACCAGGCCGUGGCGCUUCUGCAGAAAUGGACACCGGCUGCAAAUGACGAGGCCAUGCUCUCGCUUUGGGUCGAGCUGUGGACCAGGCUGGGUCGGCAGUGCCUGAAGCCACCUAUGAAUCCGAACAUUGGUGCGAAGCAUGCGUUGAUGUGCGGAGUGCAGGGCUUGGGAGACCUGAAUGCACCCAUACCGAAGUACGCCUCUCCAUCGCUUCUGCGCUGGCGCGGCGCUUGCCACGCACUGUGCGGUGAAGUUUUCGCAUCGCUGGUGGAUCCACUGAAGCAGGAGAAGGAAAGCCUCACCAAGCUCAGGCGCAUGUCUGUUUCGCAAUUCGAGAGCUGCUGCGAUUAUGCCAUUGCGACCAGCAACCACGAGCUGGCAAGCUUUGGGGCCAGCUCGUUGUGGAAUGUGUCGCUGCCCCUGAUGCAUUCUGGAGAGACGCGACAGCUGCUCGUCGAGCCGUACCUCAAAGCCACUCGCGCUCUUGCAGAGGUGAAGUUCAACGAAGAUCCUUACUUCUUCGCAGCCCUCUAUGCAGCUCUCUACGAUUGCUACGCCGACCAGCAUCAAUGGGACAAGAUCCACGACAUGCUGAAAGAUGCUUUCGUGGCAGUGCCCAGCUCCAGUCAUCGGAGGCUUUGGGCACUCAGGAUGUUGGCACUCAGCCAUCAAGGGAAGAACGUCACAGUCGCCAUGGGAAAGAUGAAGGAAAGCCAAGCGAAGGCUCAGGCCAACAUUUGGCUGGUGCUGGUUUCCGCCAGCUCCCAGCCAAAAGAUCAAAUCAACGCCUUCACCAAGGCAAUCAAUGUCCUGCAAGCUGGGCUGCAACCGGAGGUGGUGGAAGUCCGCAUGCAGUUUGCCGACUGGCUGCUGCGGAAUGGUUUUCCAGUUUCUGACGCUCUAGAGCAGCUAGCAGCUGCUUCGGAUCUCUUGCUUGACAUUGAGGAAGGUUCCGAGGAUGAGGAUGAAGAGGAGGCGGGAGGUGAUGAUGACUACUAUGGUGCCGGCCAUGCAGACGGCAAGGGAGAUGGAAGUGACGACGGUAGCUCUGUGGCCCCGUCGGACUGGGACAAGAGCGAGUCCAAAUUUGGGAGCAAGAAGGGCAGCAGCAAGGCCGGAAGUCGCAUCGGCAGCAGCAAGGCCGCGAGUCAGGCAGGAAAGUCUAGCCGCCACGGCAGCCGUGCCGGAAGUCAGGCCAGCCGCAUGUCACGGAAAAAGAAGAAGAAGGGAAGCGCGAGCAGGAGCGCAGCAGGCAAGAGUGCCAUGGCUCCCUCACGCGCCGGCAAGAGCAGGGCAGGCAAGAGCGCCGCAGGCUCCCGGGCGGGCUCCCGGGCCGGUUCUCGGGCUGGGUCCCGAGCCGGCUCCCGAGCAGGGUCGCGAGCCGGAUCUCGAGCCGGAUCUCGCGCAGGAUCCCGGGUCUCAAAGAAGAGUGCCAGCAUUGCAGCAAAGUCCAAGAAGCAGCAAAAGCAGGAGGAAGAUGACGACCUGGAGGGAGAACUCUUCUGUCACAAUUUCGAAUCCCUUUGCCGGAUUCAGGGACUGAAAGCGCAACUCACCGUCGGAAUGGAAGUCCACACGGCGCUUCAAGCCGCUUCCCACUUCGCCAUGAGAUUCUUCGAGUCGUCGGUGGAGUUGGCAAAUACCUUUGCACAAGAGCUCCACAACAAGAUGCAGAAGGAAGGAGAUGCACCUGCCGAAGCGACGACGAUGGCGAAGAAGGAGGAAAAGGAGAUUGUACACCUGGCACCGUGCUUUUCAUUGCCAGUGCGCCUAGCAGAUUGGGCCUACAUGGAGAAAUGGCCUUGGAGGGAAUCAGCUGCUUCUGCGGACUCUCCGCCCUCCAUCAUCGCAGAAGUCUUCAAGCGUGCCGAGCUUGCAGGAUUAGUUUGGAGCAGCACCUGCACCUGGGUGGGGCAUCCGGAUGCAUUUUCCAGGCCACAGGUGAGUUUCUUCAGUCUGCUGGCGCUGGAAGACGACUUGGAAGAGCACGGCUACCAUUUGAUGGCCUUGCCAUUGCUUUGCUUGCACUGUCAGCUGGCAUCCUCUUUCGAAAGCCCAUCUGUGAAGCUGGCUGUCUCCUGCGUUGCCAAGCUGCGCCUGGCGCGCUUCGCCGCUGCGUGCCGCCUGCGGGAAGCUGCCAAGGCUCUCCAGGCGGAGGCAGAGUCAGCCUUGCAGGAACUUCCCGAAAGCUUCAGUGGCUUCAAAGAGGAGCUCGAGCAGGUCAGAAGCGAACGCGCGGGACGAAGUGGCGCAGACACUCCGGACCCCCCCUGGCUCUCUGUCCAGCUGCCCAGCAAGAAACAUCGGGUCGCAGCACCUUGGUCGAUCGGCCAGCUCUACGCUUACCAAGUUUGGGCAGAGCUCGGCAAGGAGUGUUUGCACCACGCGGAGCUGUACAUGGCUUGUACGUUGACCAGCGAAGCAGAGCACCAUGCCAAGGUCCAUGGUGAUGGCCGGACCUUGCGAGACUUGGCUCUCACGCGGGCGCGGAUUGCAAUGAUGGAGGGCCAGCAUGGCGAGGUGAUCCGUGCACUCCACGAGCUAGAGGUGGCAGACCUGCGGCAGUGCACAGAGGCUUCAGUGCUCCUCGCUGAUGCCUAUGAUGCUCGCAAGGAGCCCCUGCCAGCCAUCACAGCAUUGCAGGAGGCGGCUGUUGCUAUACAAGCGCUUCCAGGCAGCACGCCGCCCGACAAGCCCAAGCCCGCGGUGGGAAGCAUCGGCGGUUCAACCUUCAAACCUGGGGGUGGCAGCGAUUCGGGCCAGUUUCAGCCCAGUGCCAAGCAAGUGUUGGCUCAGUGCAGUGUGAGCGUGCGACAGUUACAUGCAGAAGUCCGGAAACUUCGGGUCAGCCAAAUUACCUCGAAGGAGUGGGUCAAGGACCUGCAGCUCGCUUUUGAUCAACACCUCCAUAUUGGCCAGCAGCUCUUGGCCGCCGGGUUUUACAGACGGCAGGUCAGCGAAUGCCUGGAUUUUUUGGAGCUGAUGUUUCCUUUAGUCGAAGGGAAAGAGCUGGACUUCAUCAGGGAGCCCCAGAGCUCCAAGGAGCUGAGCUACGGGGCACUGGAGGAGUACGCGGGGCGCAUGGCACAGGCGGUGCUGGCUGUGCGCACUUCCCGGGAUGCGCUCCUUACUCUGACACUCCCGGUUGAGGGCAUCGAGCAGUGCGUGUCUUUGCCCUCAGAAGUCUUGAUUGCUCAGCUUGACGUCUGGGAGGCUCGCAUCUUGGCACUUCGACGCUCCUUCUCUGGAAAUGCGAGGCUUCACCGGAGACUGCGGAAUUUGCGGAAAUUUAUCGAUCCUAAGACCGCCGAUAUCUUUGUGGCAAGCAAGAACACCGGAGGCUUCUUUGGUGGUUCCAUUGCAGAUCGCAUUUCAGGCAGCCACAACAGCAGCUCCAUGGACGACCAGAGUGUCGUAGAAAGAUGGCUGAAGCUCGCCGGAGAGCAGAUCGACGAAGAGGACAAAAUCUCUCACCAAGCCCGGGACAUGACGGAAGUGGAGGACUCCCUGGCGAAGGUGUCGAACGCACUGUCCGUGCUCGAGGCUGCAGUGGCAAACGGGGACGAG
Messenger RNA from Symbiodinium necroappetens, 6246 nucleotides. The record is from the annotation of a GenBank genome assembly. NCBI's taxonomy places the organism in Eukaryota, Dinophyceae, Suessiales, Symbiodiniaceae.